Molecule: messenger RNA, 1858 nt
Organism: Durio zibethinus
Lineage: Eukaryota; Viridiplantae; Streptophyta; Magnoliopsida; Malvales; Malvaceae
Product: plant/protein (DUF793)
Molecular function (GO): nucleic acid binding
Source: RefSeq, a predicted model, not a curated record
GGUUUAGACCUUUCCUUUUCCAACCAACAUAAAACGCGGUCCAAAAAUCCCCGAUAAAUUGCCAUCUACUUUCGUUAGGGUUUCUCCAUAUCCAUCUUCAUUUUUUCCUCGUCAUCUAAUUUCUCUCAAAUUUCUCUCCCAAAUAUUGGAUCCAAUUGAAAUCCAAUUUUGAUUUCUUUUUUUAUAAUUAUUAUUAUUCGAUGUGAGAAUGCCGGCAACGGAUUAUCAAGGAAGUUCGGCAACGUUGACAAAUAUCGGCCGUUCGUUAUUAUCCCUGAGGAGGGAUCAAGUACACGUGAUGGAAUCACCGAAUGAUGGAUCGGCCUCGCACGAGGUGGAGCUCGAGUCGUUUCAGAGGCAAGUAGCUGACUGGUUUCACGAUUUAGCUUCUGUUCCUUCUGAUGAAUUGCUUUCUCUUUCGUGGGUUCGGAAAUUGCUCGACGUUUUCCUUUGUUGUCAAGAGGAGUUUCGGGUUAUACUUUUUAACCACAAAUAUCAAGUGAUGAGACCUCCCAUGGACCGUUUGAUUGCCGAUUAUUACGAGCGUACUGUUAAGGCGCUUGAUGUUUGUAACGCGAUUCGCGACGGAAUUGAACGGAUCAGGCAAUGGCAGAAGCUUCUAGAAAUCGUGCUUUGCGCUUUGGGUGAUAGUAAUGUUAAUAAUAAUACGACUAAUAAAGGUAAUAAUAAUUGUUAUCAGAGAACCCUAGGAGAAGGGCAAUUUCGUCGAGCAAAAAAGGCGUUGAUAGAUUUAGCAAUUGGGAUGCUUGACGAGAAAGAUUCCAGUCAAACCUUGGCUCAUAGGAAUCGUUCCUUUGGAAGAAACAAUAAUAGCAGCAGUCACUCCAAGGAUCAUCACCAUCGUUCAUUGGGUCAUUUCAGGUCGUUGUCUUGGAGCGUUUCGAGGUCUUGGUCUGCUGCUAGGCAGCUCCAGGCAAUUGGGAACAACUUGGCUGUGCCACGAGGGAAUGAGGUUGUGGCUACCAAUGGACUUGCAAUGCCUGUUUACACAAUGGGUUGUGUUUUGUUGUUUGUAAUGUGGGCAUUGGUGGCUGCAAUUCCGUGUCAGGAUCGUGGUUUGCAAGUUCAUUUUUAUGUGCCCAGGCAGUUUUCAUGGGCGGCUUCAAUACUUUCGUUGCACGAGAGGAUUAUGGAGGAGUCGAAGAAAAGGGAUAGGAAAAAUGCUUGUGGGUUGUUGAGGGAGAUUUAUCAGAUGGAGAGGUGUUCGCGGUUAUUGGGUGAAUUGGCUGAUUCUGUGCAGUUUCCGUUGAGCGGGGAGAAGGAAAGGGAGGUUCGGCAGAGAGUGAAGGAACUGGGGCAGGUUUGUGAUGCAAUGAAGGAAGGCUUAGAACCGCUGGAAAGGCAGGUUAGGGAGGUGUUUCAUAGGAUUGUUCGUAGCCGAACUGAAGGCCUUGACUCUUUGGGAAGGGGACACAAUCCUGAGUAAAAGUCUGUUGUUGGGUUGGGCUGAUUUAAACUGUAAGUGUCAAAUGUUUGGAACUUACAAAUGUGUUUUGAUUUUGGCUUUGAGGGAACUCUAGCAUCAUGAAGAACGAGAAGAGAAGAUGAAGAAGGAGAAGAAAUGAAGGAGGAGGAUUUAAGGUGUGCGCCACAAAAAAAAAAAAAAAAAAAAGAAAGGUAAAGAGGAAAACCAUAAAAGAUUUUCUUGUAUUUAUCACAAUAUAUCAAUGUAAAGGAAGUAGAAUAUGGAGUUGGACCUUUGGUCCUGGUGCUGAUGUCCAGCUUUGUGUUGUUAUUGUAUAAUCAAAUUUCUGAGUAAAUUUGCAUCUUGAUUCUGUAGUUGAUUUUGUGCUCAAAAUUUUGUCUACUUGUCAAUGGUAUAUUCUUUUUGUGCUUC